This is a messenger RNA of Xenopus tropicalis (tropical clawed frog), 3408 nucleotides long. RefSeq names its product FERRY endosomal RAB5 effector complex subunit 3 (gene ferry3). The record is from RefSeq and is a predicted model, not a curated record. Lineage: Eukaryota; Metazoa; Chordata; Amphibia; Anura; Pipidae. The transcript has 14 exons. The coding region runs from base 115 to 1953 and encodes 612 amino acids.
CCGUGGCACGCAGGGGACCAUGGGAGAUAAGUCAAUAUGGCUGCCGUAUGAGAGUGACAGAAAGGUUCUAUAGAUCAUGUGAAUGGCUGCGCUGCUUGCGUUUGAGAGGCUCUUAUGACUGGUAGAAAGGUAAAUGUGAGCCGGAGUGGGAGCAGCAGUUUCCCGGCACAGACCGUGUUGCACCCCCGGCAGCCUGUCCGGCCCCUGUGUAUGGUUGGAGCAGUGGAACGCAGGGCGCUAUUGUUACCGUAUAGACCUGUCUCUCUGACUGAAGUACUGAAACGUCGCAGUAAUUGUCUGGAGAUGAAGCCUGGAAAAGCAAAAAUCAGUUACACGCAGAGAGAUUUUGUGUACAGCUUCCAAGCUGGACCUCAGAAAUUUGCUCUCACCGUACCUCUUCAAUUCCCAGUCCAAGAAAACCUUGAUCACUUGCAUGGACGCCUCAUGCUGCUUCACAACCUGCCCUGCUUUGUAGAGAAAGACCUAAAACAAUCUCUCUGUCGGUUUGUGGAAAAAGAGACAGUCAAGGACUAUGACAGGGAAGCUGAACUUGCAUUGGAAGCCAUGAGCUUGUCUGCGGUGGCCACGGAGAAAUUAUCCAAUACAUGGAUGAAAGCCUAUACAGAGACAACACUGGAACAUGCACGGCCGGAAGAGCCCAACUGGGAUGAAGACUUUGCUGACAUUUACCAUGAUCUGAUACAUUCCCCGGCUUCAGAGACCCUCUUGAACCUGGAACACAAUUACUUUCUCAGCAUCUCGGAACUGCUGAGUGAACGGGACGUGGAACUGAAGAAGCUAAGGGAGAGACAGGGCACAGAGAUGAACAAAGUGAUGCAGGAACUGGGCAAGUCUCUGACAGAUCAAGAUGUGAAUUCAGUAGCUGCUCAGCAUUUCGAAUCCCAACAGGUAUUAGAAAACAAAUGGAGCACAGAGUUACAGCAGUUGUCUACCAUACAGAAGCAAGAAUACCAGGAGUGGGUUAUCAAGUUGCACCAUGAUCUGAAAAAUCCCAACAAUAGUUCUAUAAGCGAAGAAAUUAAAUUCCAGCCCAGCAGCCUACACGAGAGUGCAGAUACCAGUCGAGAAGCAUAUGAAGAGCACAGGCAGCUGGAGGAAAGCUUUACUAUUCAUUUGGGGGCACAGCUGAAGACCAUGCAUAACCUGAGGCUGAUGAGAGCCGACAUGCUGGAUUUCUGCAAACACAAGCGCAAUCACCACAGGGGGGUCAAGCUACACAGGCUCCAAACCGCAAUGUCUCUGUAUUCAACGUCAUUGUGUGGCCUGGUCCUUUUGGUUGACAACCGCAUAAAUUCCUAUAGUGGCAUCAAAAGAGAUUUUGCCACUGUGUGCCAGGAAUGUACAGAUUUCCAGUUCCCGCAACUUCAGGAACAGCUGGAAAUCGUUCAGCAAGUUCUUCUCUAUGCUCGGGCACAAAGGGAUCAGAUGUCCAAACCUCAACACGAUUCAACCAAUGGGAACGAAGGGCGUGCCGAUAAAGUCAAAAGCAACCAAUCAAAUUUAUUACCAGGGGAAUUUUACGUGACCCGACAUUCCAAUCUCUCCGAGAUGCAUGUGGUGUUUCACCUCUGCGUUGACGACAGCGUCAGAAGUGGGAAUAUCACGGCCCGGGACCCGGCUAUAAUGGGGCUCCGAAAUAUCCUGAAAGUGUGCUGUACCCACGACAUCACUACCAUUAAUAUCCCUUUGCUGUUGGUCCAUGAAAUGUCUGAGGAAAUGACCAUACCAUGGUGUUCCAAGAGAGCGGAACUGGUCUUCAAGUGUGUUAAAGGCUUCAUGAUGGAAAUGGUUUCAUGGGAUGGAGGUGUGUCAAGGACUGUGCAGUUUCUUGUUCCGCAGAAUAUAUCAGAGGAGAUGUUUUAUCAGCUCAGCAACAUGCUGCCCCAGAUCUUCCGAGUCUCCUCAACUCUGACAUUGACUUCAAAACACUGAUGGCACCUUAACGUUGAAGAAGGGAAUAUUGAAAUGGGUCUGGUGCAAUUUUUUGAUUACGAGCCUCGGUGCUUGAGCAUUACAGAAACCAAAAUGAUACUAUGUAUUUUUACUUGCGUUUAUAUAAAUCUAUAAGAACAACCUGCCACCAGCUCACGGCUUUACUUUAUGUGGCAUAGAUGCAAAGUAUGAUUAUUUCCAGGUUCCAGGCUAUUCUUAAAAGGCAGAUAUCUGUGUGGGAUCAGGAUACUGUAUUCAGAUACAAAAGAUGGGGAUCUAUGCACUUUCUGUCUGAACAGAGGUUACAAAUUAACUGCGCCUCUAUAAUAUGGAUGCAGGUAGACAGUGGGCUGGGAACUGGAGCAGACUAAAAUGAUAAUUGCAUAGAAUAGUAGGGGCUUUGUGACAGGCUCCUGCAGAGAAUCAUCUUUCCAGGACAGCCAGGGGUAUAACAUUAUUGCCUGUAGCACUGGUAAUCAGACGUUUUGGGUUCAGGCUCCCCCUUGUGGAAAAACAUUUGAGUAGGCAUGCAGAGCGAAUUUACAGUAUAUGCUUACUGCAGUCAUUCUGCUAUAAUGUUACAUUAGUAUCCAGAGAAGCUACCAAAUAGUUACCUAUAUAUACUCAAGCAUAAACAGAUCCGAAUAUAAGCCGAGGUACCUAAUUUAAAGAAAACUGGAAAAACGUAUUGACUCGAGUAUAAGCCUGGGGUGGGAAAUGCAGCAGCUACUGCUAAGUUUCAAUAAUCAAAAUAAAUACCAAUAAGUUUUUAAAUAUUUAUUUCAAAGAUAAACCAUAAACUAGCUCUGUAAAGGUCCCCAUACACGGGCCGAUUCUAGCUGCCGAUAUCAGUCCCUUAGACCGACUCGGCAGCUUAUCAGCCCGUGUAUGGGCACUAACGACAGGCCUGCCCGACUGAUAUCUGGCCUGAAAUCUGCCAGAUAUUAAUCGGGCAGGUUUAAAAAUUUAGUCGGAUCGGGGACUGCAUUGGCUCGUUGAUGCGGCCUCCAAACCCGAAUGCGCCUAUAGCAGUCAUUCCCAUCAAACCUAGGUGCUCACCGUUCUUUCAUUUCCCAGCAGAUGGCCCUGUAGCUAAAGAUCUGCUUAGUGGUCACCCCAUAGCAACACCAUGCUAUGCUAUCACUGGCCUUCAAGGUUACAUCUGAAUAUAAGUGUAGGGGGAACCUCGGCAACUGAUGUCCAACUGACUUGUACAGAGUCAUAUAACACCUCAGCAACAGGUUUGUCAUCGUCUGCCUUUGCCACCAGUGAGUGACUGAUGCAGCUGGAAGUUAUAAAGAUCAUCUUCCAAUUUUAAGGUAAAAUGGUAAAGACGAGAAUAAAGAUUCUCAAAGCCUGAAAGAUGCAAUAUGGCUCCCUCAAGCACUAAAGUCCUGAGAUUAGUUUCUGAACUUAUGUUCUACAGGUUACAAUUAAAAUUGUAUGCAGUUUACA